AUGACCGCACCAGUGAUUGGAGGGAUUCUGGGCGGGAUCGGAUUUCUUGCACUGAUAGGAUUGAUCAUAUUUUUCUGUAGGAGAAGACGGAAGUCAAAGAAAAAAUCAUUGCUCAGACCUCUGAACACUGGAAGUCGCGAUCAAUUUUAUGAUAUUGAUAAGAGGGCACAGGGCCAGUAUUACGAUAUUUAUGAUGAUUCCGUAGCAUCAGCAGGUCGUGGUACCAAUUUUAAGACGCAAAUAGGUGGUGCCGCCACAACUUUUAGUGCAGGUUUAGCUGGAAUAGGUUCUACUCUUAGGUCUCAUGUCCAGCCAGGAAAUAAGCCAACUGUGAAUUUGGAUAGAGGCAACUCGCAGUUCUUCGAACCGCCAAUUCCCUACCAUAGCAGAAACAAUUCCUUGGUAUCUGCGCAUUUAUUGCACUACGCUGCAAAAGAUCGAGCCGAGGAUUUCACAAACAAGAUUAAAGGUGUAUUCCGAACAACUCAGAGAGAAGAAAAUGACCCUUUUGCGGGGGCACGUGGGAUGUCCGAAAAACAGACGAAUUUUAGCCGACCCCAGGACUUUGGGAAUCUGAUGGACAUGGAUGAUCGCAAUCUGCUGAUGAAAGCUGAGCGUCGCCGUCUCUCCCUUUCUUCCAACUCGGGUUCUGGACAGAUGCUCGGUAGUCUCGGAUUAGAUUUUGGCAUUCCACAAGACCCAUUUGCGGACCCUGUUCCAAGGACGGCGGCCUCGAAUUCGAAUGUUAAUCCAUUUGCGGACCCCAAUACAUGGGAUUCUAUUUCUCGGCCCGAUCCUGCUAUCCCGAGAACCAAUACAUAUAUCAGUGACGUCCGUCGUUCUCGCGGCGAGUCAUUGGACAGUACUACUCGAGGUCAUAAGAACGCGCCAAGUAGUGUGUAUGGACCAGCAGCAUAUAGAACUCCAAGCAUCAGUAACGUAUCACGAUAUCCAUCAAGUAUGGCACCCAGCACGGAGAGCUUCCGCGAUACGCUAUACUCUACAGCCUCUAACAUAAAUAAUACACGGAGAAUGGCUGGACGAUCUGACCCUUUUGACCUUGAGCGUCCAGAGCUAUGGCUACCGGUAUUGGCAAACAGCGUUCCUAAGGCAAAUAGCCCUGCGUUACUUGAACGUGGUUCCGAUCUGUAUCCUGAUCCAUUAUUGAUGCCCGAUUCUAAACCGGGCCAGGCACCAGUAAUGCCAAUUCAGAGAGUCAUGACCAAUAGCACGAGAGUACCAAGUCAAGGUACUUACGAGAGCAGGUACAGCAGCAGAACGUCGAUGGGUGAGUGGGGAGAUCCAGGGCCAGAUGUAGGCAGUGGACCGAGCAGUUUUGCUGACCAAGGGUUCUAUAACAUGAACGGAAACAUGAAUCAACAAUGGGAUGCAAGGAGAAACGUGGAUAAUGUUAGUCUGGUGAGUGCUACCAGUAGUAAGGGAGGGGUUGGCAAAGCUCGAUGA
Molecule: messenger RNA, 1464 nt
Organism: Sclerotinia sclerotiorum 1980 UF-70
Lineage: Eukaryota; Fungi; Ascomycota; Leotiomycetes; Helotiales; Sclerotiniaceae
Exons: 1
Coding region: 1-1464 (487 amino acids)
Source: RefSeq, a predicted model, not a curated record